Messenger RNA from Ilex paraguariensis (yerba mate), 2237 nucleotides. The record is from the annotation of a GenBank genome assembly. Lineage: Eukaryota; Viridiplantae; Streptophyta; Magnoliopsida; Aquifoliales; Aquifoliaceae.
GAGGCUGACAGUUGAUUAGCGAGACGAUUCGACAUUGCUGGCUCUCUCAAGCCUGAUUCCUUCUACUUUCCGUCACUUCUCUCUUUCAUCUAAAUCGAAGACGACGACGACACAGAGCUCUCUCUCUCUCUCUCUCUCUCUCUCCAUUCCUUUUCAAUUUGGAGCAUCCUAAUUGUUCUUUUCCUUUACCUCUAAACCCUAGAAUACUUGUCAAAUAUUACCAUUUAAUUAUUUAAUCAAGGCAAUGGCGUUGAGUUUGCAGCAAUGGGAAUCGGACCCUCUGUUCUCGGCGGCCGAAGUGGUUCAAGAUUCCACCGACAGGAUGGAAUCAAUAUUUCGUCUACUAUUGCAUGAGCAAAGUCUUGUUCAAGGAGACCAUCCAGAGCCAAAGCUACUUAAUUCUGUAGAAUAUCAUAGGCGUGAUCUGGUCACUACUAUUGAAACAGCAAAAUGGCAGCUGGAAGACUUUGAAAGAGAGGUAAAUCUGUCAGCCAUGACAGACAAGUCUCAACUGAGGCAAGAUGUGAUUUUAAGACAUAAGCAGUUUAUCAGAGCCAUUAGGGAACAUAUAGUUAAUGUGGAGAAAAGCGUGGAGGGAAUAUUGGCAGGAGACUUAGGAAGGAAUUCUGAGUGGGUAAACUUGAAUGAACAAGAUAGAUAUGGGUUGGCAUUGUUUCUUUCGGGCGGAAAACCUGUUGACCAUGGACCACUCUCUGACUCGGAAGACAGUAAUAUACUGAGAAGGUUUCUUGAUCCAACUGCAUCAUCUAGUCUCAAUGACGAGAUUGUUGAGCAGGAUAUUCGAGAAACUACGAGCUUGAACAUGAAUGGGUUUGUGCAUUUAGACCAUAAGUUUGAUAAAAAGGAUAAUAAAUUAAGGAGGGUGGGUUCUCUUUAUUCCACACAAAUGGCACUUGAAGCACCAUCUUUAAUUCAAGGGGCUGCUUCUGACAGAUGUGAUGAAGAGGGGAGUUGGGAUUUGGAAGCUAAUGAGGCCAAAUGUAGAAGCUUCUUUCAGAAGAACAAGUUUAGAGGUUAUUACAGCAAAGUGAAUGUCUUUGGAUCCUUGGGGAAUUUGUUGUCUGCAUAUGGAAAUAGGGCCAGUAGGAGUUUUACAAAGAGGUGGAAAGAUGGGGAAGAACAAAGGCAUCCACCAUUACACACUGAUGUUUCUCAAGCUGCACAGGGUCUCAAUUUUUAUUGGUAUAUGUGAUCAUCCCUUUGGAUGAUCUUAACCCUAUGCUACUGCUGCUGGUGUUGUCAAGUGACUCUAGAGGGAAAAAGGCACCUUUUUUGAAUUGGAGAAAGAAGCGGUAUUUCUCUGAGAGGCUUUGUUCAUGUGUAAGGAAUCUAGCCACGCAUGGCAUAUAUGUCUACAGAUUCUUCAAAGAGCAGAUGACUGCUUGAAUUCAAGAUUAUGUUAACAAGCUCCUCAUGUAGCAGGGUCAUAUGUCUACAUGAAAAUUCACUUGGCUUGAUCAAAUAUCCACUCAAAAGUUCCAUUCAUCUAAUUAUUGGAAGUUAUAAUACCAUUCAACGACAGACUUUAUUAUGCUUUUAGUGCCUGGAAGAACUCAAAAUAGUUUUCUUACAAGACUAGGGCUCGCUUCCCGAUAUAUCAAUCCUCAGCAGUGGUCAGAUUUAUUAGCAAGAGUCAUGCACUCCCAUACUUGGCUUGAGCAGUGUUGGGCUAGAUAUCAAAGAUCUCAUACUCAAGUCAGUUGUCGUCCUGUAAGAUUGAUAUCAGCAAUACUAUUGACAUUGAUAUUUUUAGGUAUCCUGGCAUCUCUAGUAGCUUGAGUGGACUAUUUACAAGGGCAUUUUACACUGAGGAUGUCCAUCAGUUGCCCAUAAAUCAUGAAGCCUAGCAUAUUAUAUUUUGGUCCUACGCUAUUGUCAAAAGUGUCGGCAUCAGUUUCUCUAUCGAUUGUCAUCGUUUUCAAUUUACCACUUGGUCGUAGUUGGAUUGCAACAAUCUGCGCUAGCAAUUUGUUUGGGUGAAGUCGAGAGUCUCAUCCUCUAUGGUAUUACGGUGUUGGAGUGUUUUUUUUUUUUUAAAAAAUUUCUGCAAGCAGCAAGGCAGUGCAGAAAACUUGGCUGACUAAUUCACUAUUAAUUUACAUUGUCAAAUAGUUACGAAGCCUCAAACCGGCUAUUUUGUAGUGGGUGGGAACCCCUUUGGUCACAUCAAGGGGGUUGUUAUGCUGGUCGCCCCUUCCCACCUUUUUCUCCUAGCC